Messenger RNA from Magallana angulata, 1572 nucleotides. Its product is annotated as protein Wnt-8b-like. Bases 180 to 1241 code for a protein of 353 amino acids. Gene Ontology annotation, biological process: canonical Wnt signaling pathway; cell fate commitment; multicellular organism development. The record is from RefSeq and is a predicted model, not a curated record. NCBI's taxonomy places the organism in Eukaryota, Metazoa, Mollusca, Bivalvia, Ostreida, Ostreidae. Gene Ontology annotation, cellular component: extracellular region. The transcript has 6 exons. Gene Ontology annotation, molecular function: cytokine activity; frizzled binding.
CUCUUUUUAAAAAGAAAUGUUUAACAAUCAAUUUAAAGUCAGCCCCAUUGUAAUUAACAGCAGAUUUUAUUCUUAACACCAAAGGGUUUUGAUCUCAGCUUUGUGGUUUUAAACGAAAAUGAAGAUGUUAACUUGGGUUUACAUCUAAGGAUCAUUUUUUAUACUUAUGUGAACACAAAAUGACCCAACAUUCGCUUGUAUGGAGGGCAUACUUUUUAAUAUUUUUGAUAUCCCGAGUCCAUUCAUGGUCCCUGAAUAAGAUCCUGAUGACGGGACCAAAGUUUGGGAUCCUAACAGAGAACGCCACUCUCCUCAUGUCCCUCUCCUCCAGCCACAAAGGCUACGGGUUGUUCAUGGAUUCCAUCGGUCGCGGUGCUCAAAGAGCCACGCAAGAAUGCCAGUAUCAGUUUCAGUGGGAAAGAUGGAACUGUGACAUCACUUCCGCUCAACUUAUGCAAAGCGAGCAGCCAAGAGCAACAAAAGAGACGGCCUAUGUUCAGGCGAUAACAUCAGCCGGGGUGAUGUACGACUUGACUCGCCAAUGUAGCUCCGGAUUUUACAACGUCUGCAGCUGUGACGGGUCUAAACAAGGAGAAAGGGGAGGAUAUGACUGGAGCUGGGGAGGCUGUAGCGAUAAUGUUAAAGUCGGAGAAAAGGCCGCGAAGAAGUUGUUGGACACACUCGUAACCAAACGCGACGGUACAGCGGCCAUGCAUCUUCACAACAACAUGGCCGGAAGAAAGGCAGUGACAAAAACAAUGAGAUUUGUGUGUAAAUGCCAUGGAAUCACCGGGUCUUGUUCUUUGAGAACCUGUUGGAAAGAGCUGUCAAAAUUUCGCAAGAUUGGACGUUAUAUAAAACGGAAAUAUCACCACGCACUGCAACUCGAUUGGAACGAGAAAAUGAAAGAUGAAAACGACCCUAGACGGCGCAGCUUAUUUCCGGUUCUACCCGGAAGCAGUAUGAUUUACAUUGAAAAGUCUCCCAAUUACUGUAAAGCAAAUAAAACAUUAGGAAUUCCUGGAACAAUGAACAGACAGUGUUCUCGACGCCAUAAGACGAGGAAAGUGCCUCGUUCUGAGCGAAGAAGUUGCAGAAAUGUGUGUCGCGAGUGCGGGUAUCGAGUGCAAAAAACGACAGUCGAGAUUUUGAGCACGUGUAACUGUAAAUUCAAGUGGUGCUGUAAGGUGAACUGUGACACCUGUGUUGUUUACGAAGACAGGUACCACUGUGUGAAAUAAAUUUCAUCAUUCUACAAAAAAUGGAAUAUACCGAAACAUUCGACAUCGUAUCUUCGUAAUCCCGAAAUACUCGAUUUAACUGUGUUAUAUUAAUAUACUGUAUCUUCGUUACACUCGAUGUCACAAAAAACCCUGGGAAAUAGGCAGCUUCGGUUGAUUGUUUGACAAGAGCUUGUAAGCUUUACAAAAAUAGUUCCUUAAAACGACACUCAUAAUAAGAAUUCACCAUUAAUACAAAGAUAAUUAUUUAAUGUCAUAUCUUAUUUUUAAUUUUAUUUGUGUUUUAUUAUAUACAACAUGGAAAAAUAAACGUACACAAUAUGAAUCACAA